Molecule: messenger RNA, 2575 nt
Organism: Sorex fumeus (smoky shrew)
Lineage: Eukaryota; Metazoa; Chordata; Mammalia; Eulipotyphla; Soricidae
Product: protocadherin beta-18-like
Exons: 1
Coding region: 164-2575 (803 amino acids)
Biological process (GO): homophilic cell-cell adhesion
Cellular component (GO): plasma membrane
Molecular function (GO): calcium ion binding
Source: RefSeq, a predicted model, not a curated record
UUCUGUACCAUCAGAUGCUCUAAUUUCCAGGAAAGAGGCUUUCCAGAGAAAGCAAGAUCUUGAACAUCUCCCUCUCGGCAGGAUUACAAAUUUAUAGAUUGUAAUAUUCCAGGCUGAUAGAUGAGAGCAGCAAUUCACUGAGUUGAAAUACUUCUGCAGGAAGAUGUUUGGCAAAGGAGCCAUGAAACCUGGAGAACUGCGCUCCCAACAGAUAAGGCAAGUGCUGAUUUUCUUUGUUUUCCUGGGAGGGACUUUGGUAUGUUCGGAGAUCCAGCGCUAUUCUGUGGCAGAGGAAACGGAGGUGGGCUUCAUUAUCGGCAACGUGUUAAAAGACAUAGGUUCGGGUGUGGAAGAUCUGACUCUGAGGGCAGCCAGGGUCAUCUUUGACAAUUAUAAAACUUACCUGCAGUUGGAUAUGCAAACCGGCAACUUGCUAUUGAAUGAGCAACUGGACCGUGAGGCGCUGUGUGAUCUCACUGAGCCAUGUAUAUUGGCUUUCCAGGUGCUAUUUGAAAAUCCUUUGCAAUUUUUUCGGGCUGAGCUUUGGGUCAAAGAUAUAAAUGAUCACACUCCUACAUUCCUAGAAAAGCACAUUCUUCUGAAAAUCCCAGAAAGUACUUCUCCAGGGACCUCAUUUCAAAUGGAUAGUGCUCAAGACUUGGAUGCAGGAAAGAAUGGUGUCCAAAAUUACACAUUAAGCUCAAAUUCUCAUUUCCAUCUUAAAAUACAAGACAGUGAUGAGGGCCAAAAAUACCCAGAACUGUUACUAGAACAAUCUCUAGACAGAGAAAAGGAGCCAGAGCUAAGAUUAAUACUAACAGCUUUUGAUGGGGGAUCACCCCCCAGGUCUGGAACUGCACUGGUUCGUAUUUUGGUCCUAGAUGUCAAUGACAAUGCCCCCAAGUUUGAAAAGACAGUCUAUGAGGUUCACGUGCCAGAAAACAGCCCUAUAGACUCCUUAAUCCUGAAGGUGUCUGCCACAGAUUUAGAUACAGGCACAAAUGGAGAAAUAGCUUAUUCAUUUUCACAUGUCUCCAGAGACAUUAGGAAAACAUUUGAAAUCCACCAAGUUUCUGGGGAAGUCCACUUAAAAGCAUCUCUGGAUUUUGAGUUAAUCCAAUCUUACACAAUAAAUAUACAGGCCAUUGAUGGUGGCAGCCUUUCAGGAAAAUCAGCAAUUUUAGUUCGAGUUGUAGAUGUCAAUGACAACUCACCAGAAAUACUCAUGACAUCUCUGAGCAGCCCCAUUCCAGAAAAUUCUACUCCUGAAAUGGUGGUCGCUGUUUUUAGCAUCCGAGACCAAGAUACUGGAGACAAUGGGAAGACGAUUUGUUCCAUCCAGGAUGAUCUCCCCUUUUUCUUGAAGCCUACCUUCAAGAAUUUCUACACCGUAGUGACAGAGCGCCCGCUGGACCGAGAGAGCCAGGCAGAGUACAACAUCACCAUCACGGUGACAGAUAUGGGCACCCCCAGGCUGCAAACACAGCACACCAUCACAGUGCUGGUGUCUGACGUGAACGACAACGCCCCCACCUUCAGCCAGCCCUCCUACACCCUGCUGGUGGGCGAGAACAACAGCCCCGCACUGCACAUAGGCAGCGUGAGCGCCACUGACCCCGACGCGGGCAGCAACGCCCAGGUGACCUACUCGCUGCUGCCUUCCCAAGACCCACAGCUGCCGCUCGCCUCGCUGGUGUCCAUCAACGCCGACAACGGGCAGCUGUUCGCGCUGCGCUCGCUGGACUUCGAGGCCGUGCGCGCUUUCGAGUUCAGCGUGGGCGCGUGGGACCGCGGCUCGCCCGCGCUCAGCAGCCAGGCGCGGGUGCGCGUGCUGGUGCUGGACCGCAAUGACAACGCGCCCUUCGUGCUGUACCCGCUGCAGAACGCUUCGGCGCCCUGCAGCGAGCUGGUGCCCAGGGCGGCAGAGGCGGGCUACCUGGUGACCAAGGUGGUGGCGGUGGACAGCGACUCGGGCCAGAACGCCUGGCUGUCUUUCCAGCUGCUCAAGGCCACGGAGCCCGGGCUCUUCAGCGUGUGGGCGCACAAUGGCGAGGUGCGCACUGCGCGGCCGCUCAGCGAGCGCGACGCGCCCAAGCACAGGCUGCUGGUGCUGGUCAAGGACAAUGGGGAGCCGCCACUGUCGGCCAGCAUCACGCUGCACGUGCUGCUGGUGGAUGGCUUCUCGCAGCCCUUCCUGCCGCUGCCCGACGCGCCGCCCGACGCGCCCGACAGUGACCACCUCACUGUCUACCUGGUGGUGGCUUUGGCCUGCGUGUCGUCGCUCUUCCUCUUCUCCGUACUGGUCUUCGUGGCGGUGCGCCUGUGCCGGCGGGCCGGCCCGCCUGCGGGGGGCCCCUACCCGCUGCCCGACGCGCACUUCCCAGGACACCUGCUGGACGUCAGUGGCGCUGGGACCCUGUCGCACAGCUACCAGUAUGAGGUGUGUCUGGCGGGCGGCGCUGGCACUAAUGAGUUCAAGUUCCUCAAGCCUAUCUUGCCAGAUUUCCAGGAUCACGUUACUGGGAAAAAUAGUGAGGAAACCCCCACUCUCCGCAAUAGUUUUGGAUUUAAUUAG